Messenger RNA from Trypanosoma cruzi, 912 nucleotides. RefSeq names its product mucin-associated surface protein (MASP), putative. Lineage: Eukaryota; Euglenozoa; Kinetoplastea; Trypanosomatida; Trypanosomatidae. The transcript has a single exon. The record is from RefSeq and is a predicted model, not a curated record. The coding region runs from base 1 to 912 and encodes 303 amino acids.
AUGGCGAUGAUGAUGACUGGCCGUGUGCUGCUGGUGUGUGCCCUCUGCGUGCUGUGGUGCGGUUUGUCUGUGGUGGCCAAUGGUGGUACUGAUGAUCUUGUUUCUGGCAGGGACGAAAAGAAUGCGGAACAUUUAUCUUCUUCAGAUCUGAGUUUGCCAGUGAGGCAAGGAGAACCAACAGCAGCGGGAGGAGGAAGAGGAUCUACAAACUCACAGGAAGGGAAGGAAGCUUCGAUGUCAAACACUGGCAUACGUCUCCCACAAGAGCAGGAAGUGAAGUUAGAUGCCGCUCCACACAAACCAACUGGGAAUGAAUAUGAAAAUAAAGGGCCGACGGAAGCUGGAGCUGACACGAGAAAUCAACCAGCACCUCCUCCUCCACCAAUAUCACUAUCAGAAGAAGAAGAUGAUGAACUAACGAAAGCAACACAAGACCAGGAUAGUCCAGUCGAACAAGAAUCUACACAAAAUAAUGAAAUAUUACAAGAAGAACCGGGACAUGAACUGAACACCCAAAACCCACUGCCACAAGAACAACACACAUCCGAACAACCUCAAGUGAAACAAGAACACGGAAAAGAAAAACAGCGAUCAGGACAACUGGAACAACGAGAACAUCGAGAAGAACCAAAAGAUCAGCAACAAAAACAGGAAAAACAAGAUGAAGAAAGCAUAAAACAUGAAGAAAAACAACAGCAACAAAAAGAUGAAAUACAAGAUCAACAACAUCAACAGCAUGAACAUCCCACAGAGAACGAAGAGGAAUCCGCAAAGGAUGAAAACGUUGUUCGCACAAAUGUCACGGCAGCAAAAGGCGACAGUGACGACAGCAUCGCGGUCUCGCACACCACCUCCCCUCUUUUGCCUCUUCUUGUUGCGUGUGCGGCUGUGGCUGCGGUGGUGGCCGCGUGA